Molecule: messenger RNA, 1131 nt
Organism: Penicillium chermesinum
Lineage: Eukaryota; Fungi; Ascomycota; Eurotiomycetes; Eurotiales; Aspergillaceae
Product: alkene reductase
Exons: 1
Coding region: 1-1131 (376 amino acids)
Molecular function (GO): FMN binding; NADPH dehydrogenase activity
Source: RefSeq, a predicted model, not a curated record
AUGGCCCAAUCCCGCCUUUACAAGCCCCUUCAGAUAGGGAAUAUAGAAGUCAAGCAUCGUAUUGGAAUGGCGCCUCUCACGCGUCUCCGAGCGACCGAAGAUCGAGUUCCAACGGACCUCAUGAAGGAGUACUACGGUCAGCGAGCCGUUGAACCAGGCACUUUACUCAUUGCCGAAGGCACUUUCAUAUCAGCAAUCUGUGGCGGCUUCCCUCAUGCUCCAGGGAUAUGGCGGGAAGAUCAGGUCACUGCCUGGAAGCAAAUUACCGAUGAGGUCCAUCGCAAGGGCAGCUUCAUAUACUGCCAGCUAUUCGCAAUGGGCCGUGCUGCCGAUGUCGAGACGUCUCGUAGAGAGGGUGUUCCUAUCCUAGCACCCAGUGCUCUCCCCAUCGAUGAAGGAGCAGCAGUGCCCCGGGAGAUGACUAUUGGCGAGAUCAAGCAGACCAUCCAAGACUUUGUGAAUGCUUCAAAAAACGCCAUCCGCGCAGGAUUCGACGGGGUCGAAGUUCAUCUGGCAAAUGGCUAUCUAUUGGAUCAGUUUCUCCAGGAAGUCAGCAACAAGCGAGACGACGAGUACGGGGGCAGUAUUGAGAACAGGUCACGUCUUCCGGACGAAGUGAUUAAAGCUGUGUCUGCUGCCAUCGGGCCGUCGCGUGUCGGCCUUCGAUUAAGCCCGUGGAGCAGGUUCCAAGGCAUGGGAAUAGACAACCCCAUACCUCAGCACACAGACAUCAUCACCAAAGCUAGCAAGAUCGGCAUUGCCUAUAUUCAUCUGAUCGAGUCACGCGUGUUCGGUUCCCAGGAUGGGGAAGGUUCUGAGACUUUGGACUUUGCGUACAAUCUAUGGAAAGGUCCGAUCUUGGUCGGUGGCGGCUAUACUCCACAGGAGGCACAGGUUUUGGUGGAUGAAAAGCAUCCGGACAAAGAUAUUCUGGUGAUAUUUGGUCGACACUUCAUCUCUAACCCGGAUCUCGUUUAUAGGGUGAAGCAAGGACUGGCGCUCAAUGCUCAUAAUCGAGAUACGUUCUACAGGAUCCAGUCUGCUGUGGGCUAUUUGGACUACCCCUACAGCGCAAGGUUCCUGGACCACCUAGAGAGCACUAAGUCUCAAGCUUCGAGCGCACGCGUGUAA